Molecule: messenger RNA, 1200 nt
Organism: Euleptes europaea (tarantolino)
Lineage: Eukaryota; Metazoa; Chordata; Lepidosauria; Squamata; Sphaerodactylidae
Gene: DHODH
Product: dihydroorotate dehydrogenase (quinone)
Exons: 9
Coding region: 1-1200 (399 amino acids)
Biological process (GO): 'de novo' pyrimidine nucleobase biosynthetic process; pyrimidine ribonucleotide biosynthetic process
Cellular component (GO): mitochondrial inner membrane; cytoplasm
Molecular function (GO): dihydroorotate dehydrogenase activity
Source: RefSeq, a predicted model, not a curated record
AUGGCCGCCGGGGCCUCGGCGCUGCGGGGUUCGGCGCGGGAGGCGGCGUCGGUGCUGGGCGGCGGCGGGCUGCUGCUGGCGGCGUACCUGGCGGCGUCGGGGGACGAGGCUUUCUACGCGCGGCUGCUGAUGCCGGCGCUGCAGCGCCUGGCCGCGCCCGAGGCGGCCCACCGGCUGGCCCUGCGCCUCGCCGCCCUCGGGGGGCUGCUGCCCGGCCGCCCCGGGGACCGCGACUCGCCGCUCCUGGAGGUGGAGGUGUGGGGGCGGCGCUUCGGCAACCCGCUGGGGCUGGCGGCGGGCUUCGACAAGCACGGCGAGGCGGUGGACGGGCUGUACCGGCUGGGCUUCGGCUUCGUGGAGGUGGGCAGCGUCACCCCGCAGCCCCAGCAGGGCAACCCGCCGCCCCGCGUCUUCCGCCUGCCCGAGGACCAGGCCAUCAUCAACAGGUACGGCUUCAACAGCCAGGGGCACGCGGCCGUGCGGCGCCGGCUCUGGGCCCGGCGGGAGGCGCAGCGGCGGCUGAGCGCAGCGGGGCGGCCCCUGGGCAUCAACCUGGGCACGAACAAGGGCUCGGCGGACCCAGCGGCCGACUACGCAGCAGGGGUGCGCGCCCUGGGCCCCCUGGCCGACUACCUGGUGGUCAACGUCUCCAGCCCCAACACGCCGGGCCUGCGGGCCCUACAGGGCAAGGGGCAGCUCCGCCUCCUGCUCCUCCGGGUGCUGGCCGAGAGGGACGCUCUGACCUCCGAGCGGAAGCCGGCCGUGCUGGUGAAGAUUGCGCCCGACCUGACCCUGCAAGACAAGGAGGACAUUGCCAGCGUCCUGUGCGAGCUGGGCGUCGAUGGGCUCGUGGUCACAAACACCACCGUGAGCCGUCCUGCGACUCUCCGCGGGGCUCUUCGUGAUGAAGAGGGGGGGCUGAGCGGGGCACCCCUGCGCCAGCUCUCCACACAGACGGUCAGCGAGAUGUACUCUCUCACCCAAGGCCGGAUACCCAUCAUUGGCGUGGGUGGGGUCUGCAGCGGUCGAGAUGCCCUGGAGAAGAUCCGCGCCGGGGCCUCCUUGGUUCAGAUGUACACUGCCCUUAGCUAUCGUGGCCCCCCUGUUGUGGGUGCUGUGAAGCAGGAGCUGGAGGCCUUGCUGAGGGAACAAGGAUUUCGAAGCAUCCAGGAUGCCGUGGGAGCCGAUCACUGCCUCUGA